AUUCGAUGACUUUUCAUCGCUCCCUCCAUUACCAGGUGGUGAAAUGCCAAGAAUGAGUAGGUAUUUGUCCCGGACAGGCAGCGAUUGAACCAUAAGGCAUCCAGCUAUCAUGGCAUGAAGAGCAUAUGGUGGCAUUCGAAUCAGCGUCUUGUUGUGGUCGAUGGGGGUCUCGACAAGUUCUCGGCGAUGAUUCCAUCGGGGCCUGCAGCGGGUGAGACAAUCCCAACCUUAUACCGUUGCAACCGGCCCAGCUCGGGCUCUACACAGCACGGGCUGUCACUCGGAAUGCAACCAUCUGCCCGGUCUUCCCUAGUCUUCACGCGAUCAUGGAUCGAAAACUUGCUUUGCCAAGUCUGGCCUCCACGGGGGCUCCGGUCAAUGUAUGACGUCAGCACAUCCGGGCUGCUCUGUUCGGACGAUGUCUCUGGCAAGCAUGACAGCCCUGAGCAAACGACUGCGUUCGGAGGGAUUCUUCUGAGUACAGAGUUCAGAUAAUAGCCAUUUCAGCCGGUGCGGGUAUUGCUGGUCUCAGCUGCUCGGUGCGUUGCGAUAGCGGCGCGAGCAAGUAGCCAGGCCGG
Molecule: messenger RNA, 578 nt
Organism: Aspergillus ibericus CBS 121593
Lineage: Eukaryota; Fungi; Ascomycota; Eurotiomycetes; Eurotiales; Aspergillaceae
Exons: 1
Coding region: 115-495 (126 amino acids)
Source: RefSeq, a predicted model, not a curated record